AUGAUCGUUCUCAUCGGAUACGAGGAUCAUCGCGUUGGAGACUUCACAAUUAAGAGCAGGAAGGGUGGUGCUGUCAACCUUUAUAGUGAUACACAAAUGCUCGUCAUUUAUGGCAAAACAGAAAAUCCUGAAAAGGAUUUUAACUUCGAAUUCGAUGCUUUCAAAGAAGAUAAGAAAGUUGGAACAUUUGAAUUUAAGUAUGACAUGAUUUCUGCACCAAAAUACAAAAUUAUUACACUUGCUUGUAAAGAAAAUGCAGAAUUAACAAUCACUUUAAUCUGUGCUGUCUCAUUCCCACUUCAGAAUCCACCAACUGGCAAAGUUGAACUACAUUUGCCAAAGCAUAUUGCAAUCGGACACAGAGGUUCUGGUGCUAACGUCGUUGCAAAGGAAUUCCUCGAAAACACAAUGCCAGGAUUCAUGAAAGCUUAUGAAAGGAAGGCUGAUGUUGUCGAAUUCGAUGUUCAACUCGUAGAUGAUGAGACACCUGUUAUUUUCCAUGAUUUUACACUUGAAGUCAAAGAGCCAAUCGAAGGAAUAAAGCCCAACUCCGUUGAGGAAGGUAAAAUCCUUUAUGCAUGGCAGCAACUUAAUACAAAGAUUCAUCGUGAGUCAGGAUUAACGACAGAUUACAAAUGCGAGCGUCCAACAUUCAAAGAACUCAUGACUGAUCUUCCUAAGGACUUAGUUUUAGAUAUUGAGAUCAAAUAUCCUUUCUCAAAAUUAUUCAGAGACAAGAUCCCAUAUGCUGAGAGAAACCACUUCCUCCAACGUGUUAUUGAUGAAAUGAAUGCUUAUGUUGGUGAUCGCGAGCUCUUCUUCUCUGCAUUUUGCCCAUUAGUUGUUGUUAUGCUCGCUACAAAGCAAUCUAGGUGGCCAGUAUACCAAUUAAUGACAGUCGAAAAAGACGAGACAUUUGAAAAGUUCCUCCUUAAAGUCCGUUCCUUUGCUCCUCUCCAUAAAGAACUCGGAAUCAAUGGUUUCGUUCUCGAUAGCGAACAUCUAUUGAAAGAACCAAAGCUUGCAACUGAGCUCAUCAACAUGGGAUUCCAAGUUUCAACCUACGGAAAGCCAAAUAACACAGUUGAAGCAAUCAAUCAACAACUCGACUUAGGUCUUACAGGAAUUUGCACAGAUACAAUGGAACAAUGCAGAAGAGUUAUUGAUGAAUACGAUGCUGCACAUAAAUAA
Trichomonas vaginalis G3 is the source of this 1191-nucleotide messenger RNA. RefSeq names its product glycerophosphocholine phosphodiesterase protein. Gene Ontology annotation, biological process: glycerophospholipid catabolic process. Lineage: Eukaryota; Parabasalia; Trichomonadida; Trichomonadidae. The record is from RefSeq and is a predicted model, not a curated record. The transcript has a single exon. The coding region runs from base 1 to 1191 and encodes 396 amino acids. Gene Ontology annotation, molecular function: phosphoric diester hydrolase activity.